Molecule: messenger RNA, 471 nt
Organism: Vicia faba (fava bean)
Lineage: Eukaryota; Viridiplantae; Streptophyta; Magnoliopsida; Fabales; Fabaceae
Source: the annotation of a GenBank genome assembly
AUGGCCAAUGGUCGUAUAUAUCACAAGGCCUGCUUUCGAUGCCACCAUUGCCAGAAUACCCUCAAGCUAAGUAACUACUGUUCUAUCGAUGGGGUGCUCUAUUGCAGACCACACUAUGAUCAACUCUACAAGAGAACUGGAAGCCUGCACAAAAGCUUCGAAGGAGACCCCAAAAUCCAGAAACCAGAAAAAAUUGAGAAUGAGAAUGCCAAAACAGUGGCAAAAGCGUUUGGGGGGACAAAAGAUAUAUGCAUGUGUUGCAAAAAGACAGUGUAUGCCACUGAGAAGGUUACGGUUAACGGGACUCCCUAUCACAAGGCCUGCUUCAGAUGUACCUAUGGAGGUUGUACUAUAAGCUCAUCAAAUUUCGUUACACAUGACACAAAGCUCUACUGCAAACAUCAUCACAUUCAACUUUUCAAAGAGAAAGGGAACUACAGUCAGCUUGAGACUACUGAAGUUUCUGCUUAA